This is a messenger RNA of Knipowitschia caucasica, 264 nucleotides long. The record is from the annotation of a GenBank genome assembly. NCBI's taxonomy places the organism in Eukaryota, Metazoa, Chordata, Actinopteri, Gobiiformes, Gobiidae.
AUGAAAUGGUUCUCUAAAGUCAUUCAGGUGAUGGUAAGCAGUUGGGGCUUGUCCGGGGCCGGUCGGGACGUGCAGGUCACUGAGCACAAGUAUGGGGUCAGCUCAGCGGCUAUCGUGUGUCAUUUAGCAUUAGCCGUCAGAGAUAUCGGCUUUCACUCACGCUUCGAUCUGGCCCGUGUUCUUCCCCACAGCGGUCACAGGUCACUGGCGAAGCUGCAGGGUUUGGGGGACACGGCAUUUUUCUUCUCGGGAGGGGGGAGAUAG